Molecule: messenger RNA, 8016 nt
Organism: Porites lobata
Lineage: Eukaryota; Metazoa; Cnidaria; Anthozoa; Scleractinia; Poritidae
Source: the annotation of a GenBank genome assembly
CCGACAGAGGACGACAGAGAAGUCUCAGAAAAAUUUACAGACUCAAGCUCUUUUCAGUUCUUGUCCAAACAGAAAUGGAACUACCGCUUAACAAUCAUGAGCAGAAAAAUCGAUCAUCUAGCUUUUCGUUCGCAGACGGAAACGACUGCAGUAAGUUAUGGAAUGAAGAUGAAGAUGUCAAAAUGGACCUUUACACAGCUUGUGCUAUUGGCCAAUAUAGUUGCGUUCAGCAGCAUCUAGCGGAAGGAGUGGAGAUCGCUGAUCUCGAUAAACAUAAUUUUAGUGGCUGGACUCCUCUUAUGUACGCUGCUUAUGUUGGACAUGUUAAUAUAGUAAAUCUCUUGCUCGAUAACUCUGUUAAUGUCAAUUCUCGCACAAAGAAAAAUGGUGCGACCCCUUUGAUGUUGGCAUCGAGCUGCGGCAAUGAACCUGUUGUGUAUUUUUUACUACAAAAUGGCGCCAAGAUCGAUGCUCAGGACAACAGAGGGUGGACGAGUAUUCUUUACGCCACGUUUCAUGGGCAUUUGGAAGUCGUGAAGACGUUACUAGAUGCUGGUGCUAAUACAGAGUUGAGGUACAACUAAAGGCUGCUUUUCACUAGCGACGGGGUGGGAGUCGUAAUCAGAAGCGUAGAACUUUACGAUCUAGUGAAAACAGCGUUCUGAUUCUUCUGAUUCCGCCUACGAUUCCGUUGUUUACGAUCAAGUGAAAACUGGGUCGUCGGAUUCGCAAGCAGAAGCAGAAGAGCUAAACCAGUCACAAAACGUGGGCACAUUCAUUAUGAUUUUUUCAUCCUUCUGCUUCUGCUUCCGACUCCGACAAUGGUUUUCAUUCGUCAUUUUGCUGGUGCAUUCAGUUUUUUCCUCCCCUAAAAGUAGUGAAAGCCAUUACCGUUUUGUAUACUUUAAUAUCCAGUUACGAAAUUAAUUUCAACUACCCCAACAAAGUGUAAAUUAUCAAAGGCUAUAACUUCAUCCUUGGUGUGUACCCGGGGAGGUUACUUCCUAGUAAUUGGCUAAUGGAGAUGUGCCAAUGGAUGUAGCCUGCGUGGCAGGAGUUCGAAACGGAAGGGGAAGGGAAUUUGGGCAUAAGGGAAAAGGGAUGAGCGGAACACCUGCAAAGAAGCUAUUGUUUUUGCCAUCCCGCCUACCAAUUAGGCAUGCAAACAUACCACAACUGUGAAUGUCUAGUUGUCAAAUACGUCAAACAUGCGCAUAGUCUUGGCGCAUUUCUUGCACUGUUUUUCUUUUGUUUUCCUAAAACAAGAAAACUAAUGUGAAAACUUGUACUAUAUAAAAGUUCAAAUCCGGUUGUCCAUUGAAGGAAGAGAGUUGCAAAAAAUUAAAACACUUUGCUAACUCUUUGAAUUUCUAUCGGGACCAGUUGGAUCCAGCAGAGCCUACAAAAGAAUCCCUUGGUGGUAGCAGGGAAAGAAGUUUCAAUAAUCUGGUCAUUGAUAAUGCUAGUCAAACAGCAGAUAACAAGCACACAGGCAGCAUCAUUUUUCCUUUCUUUCUUCUAGUGAAUAAACCAAGCUGUUGAAAUUGAUUCCUUCAGUUUCUACUUCUAAGGAUGGAUUCCCGUACAGAAAUCUUUUCACACCUCACUAGCCAUAAACGUUUAAUGAUUAUUGAAAGAUCAAUAAGGUUACUGAAACAGCGUGAUGUUGAUUUUAACCAAUUGGAUUAAGCUAUUAAGGCUGUGAUUGACAUGUUUUGAAGCCUGACCAGUCAGGAUUUUAAGAUUCAUCUGGUGGAUGUUUAUAAUGUAAAAAGCAAUAGCAUUCUUGCUGGUGUUCCUGUCCCUCCUUCCUCGUGUGCCCCUUGCGCUUCUCUCGCACCCAAAAUCCCCAUUCUGCCACGCGGGCUACAAUGGAUGGGAUCACAUUGGGCAAUUCCAGAAAAUAUCCAUACCAUACCCCGGACAGCUUCCAUAUUUUAUUCCCCCCCAACCUGAUCUUUGGAAUUUCCAAAAUGCAUUAUCCCCCAAUGCCCUUGUAAUUUCAAAAUCGUCAACCUCCCCUUCCGUUCGCAUUUUCCAUUUUUUUCUUCAAACCCUUCGGAAUAACCAGCAGAGUUCACAAAUAUAUAGUUUGGCUCUGAUUUUACACCCAAUUAUUUCAAAUGAAUCUACUUCUGUUCAGUGGAGCUGGUUACAGCCGGAGUCAUUGCAGGUCAUUAUAACUCCAGAAAUUCUGAAAAUAUGAACAAAACAAAUAUUAAUAAAAGUUUCUUUGUUACCACUGUUCAACGGAUGCAAUCUAUAUUAACUUUACAUUGCCCGAAACUGGUACAAAAGCUUGAAAUGAGAAUAUCAAGUGUGAUGAACGUCUGUACACUUGGAAGUUAGUAUGAUCGAGAGCAAGAUCAUCAUUUCUGCCGUCUCGAAUUUGAGCCUUCGGGGUCAGCAGUCACUCCCAAUCCCACAAGCUUCAAAGGUUAAAAUGGCAUCCUCGGUGAAAAGACCAUGUUUUGUACUGAAUGGACAAAGUAAUUUAUGAACUUCAAGCUGUUUUGAUGAGAGGUAAAAUUAUGUUGUGUGGCAUUAAGGCCUCUGGAACUUGAUGUUCAACCCACGUUUUGUCGGUUUUUCCUACAAAUGAACAUGAAAACAUAGUUCGUUAUCGAUCAAGCUUGUCUUGUAUCCUGUGUUGCCAGUGUUGCCAACUCAUGCUUUAUUUGUGAACUGAUUAAGUCGAUAAAAUAAGCGUUUUCAAGGAAUACACUCUUGUCUGUGUCCUGUGGAAAUUCCGUAUCUAAAGUCCCCCAUGCCUUUGGAAUUCCGAUCUUAAAAUUUAAUGUCUCCCCAUGCCUUCACAUUUUCAGUUCGAAGUCCCUCCCUUGCCCUCAGAAUUCUGAAAAGCCGUCCAUAGUAUGGUAUGGAUAUUUAUUAGAAUCACCCAUUUUCAUGAUUGGAUUGACUAUUAUGGGGUUGCAUUUUUGUUACAGUAACUAGAAUGAGAACACACAUUUUCAAGAUUUUUGUAUAAAGAAAAUUUUUGCAUUAAAAAAUUUGAAAAAAAAUGUGCAAAUUCAUUUUAGAAUGACUGAACUAACAGGCUUUAUAAGGUAGCUGCAUACACAGACUGACCAGUGGGCAAAUGAAAGUAAAUAAGUUACUAAGAUGGGGUUCAUAAUUUACCAGAAAAUAGACUAUAAUUUAUAAUGGGGUAGGGAUUUCAAGUGGCCAGCGGCACAUACCUAGCAAAAAUUGACCCGAGUCUCUUACACAGGUGUCUCUUGUAUUAAGUGGGUGUCCAUAGAGCGGGGUUCCACUGUACCUAACUUGGAAGGGUUUUGGUAAAUGCUUGAGCAACUUUAACUUACUUCUCUCCUGAAUAAUCUCUGAAAAACCUAAAUAGAUCGCUCAGCUAUAAGCAAAGUCUUGUUAAGGUACUUUGAAAGGCUCUUCUAAGUACUGAAAUAGCAGUUUCCUAGGGUAUCCCCAUAUCAUGCCUUUUUGGAAUUAACCCCUACCCAUUGGGUAUAAUAACCCUGGCUAGUUUUUAAUUGUUGGCAAAUCCAAGAUGGAUUAAAAUAUUGUCACCAUUUCCUGUCCAUCCUAGAUUUUGCCAACUAAUGAAAACUGAAAAUUCACAGACCAGUCCAGAUUGUCAGGAUACUGUACAUCAGAAAACCAGGAGUAUUUUUUAGUUACCACAUAUGUUAAGAUUUCCGCAAUGGUUGGGGAUCAUUUCCAACAUAUGAAAACUCAAAAUUUUUACCAAUGCCAGCAGAUAUCCUUUGACAUUGUGCUCUUUCUUUUUUGCCCUGUGACACAAUUUUCAAUCUGUAGUUCAAAACAAAUGCCCACACAUUCACAUUUUUUUAUUUCCUUUGAGGCAAGCGAUAUGAAUCAACUUGCAAUGAGUGAUUGUUAAUUUGUAUUCACGCCAGAAUAAGGCCGUCCGUGAAGAAACACAUUUUCAACAAACAAGUCAAAAUUGAAAGAAACAGCACUAAGUCUAAAGGUAGCCUGAGAAAACAGCCAACAUUUCACGACACCACUACAGGUUUGCGCAGAAAUUCCAUACAAUUGACAUGUUAUGGAAACUGACCAUUUCAACACAAGUCAUUUCAUUACGACCUCAAGCACUGAAAUAACACAAAAAUUUUGAUCACUUCAAGUGCAGUUUGGGCAUGAAAAAGGAAAACAUUUGGGGCGACUAUUCUUCAUUCUUUAAGCCAAGGGUGUGAAACUGUUUACACCUUGACUUAAUCAACUUGUGUCAAAAUGCCUUGUAUUGAAACGACCGGCAACCUGUGUUACUACCCAGAUCUGGCUAUUUCUUUUGAUUUUCUGAAGCAGUUUUCCUCGCUGCAUGACCAAUCAGAAGCAAGUGUGGAUCAAGGAUAAGUACUGACCAAUUUCCUAGCCUCCAGGGGGACCAGAGAGCAUGCACCAUCAGGAAAUUUUUUGGAUUUAAACUUCCUGAAGUCCCCUUUCCUGGGUUUCUGAGUCAUUCAGACAGGAUAUUGGCCAGAUUUCAACAUGGAAAAUAUUUUUUAUUUAAAGUAUAUUUGUUUAUGAAAAAUCUGACCAAUUUUUGUAAAACAGUGGAAACCGGUGUGGAUCCGCCCCUGAGUUCAAGCACUACCCAGAUCUUUGUAGUGACACAUGACUUAUUAGUAUGGAAUUUUUGCACUUGUUUCUGAGAUGUCAUUUCAUGGGGAAACCAGUGGCAGAAACAAAAAUGUGAUCUUAUAGAAUGAAUCUGGACAGCAUUUGUAAGACUAACUCCUUGUCACCUCAAACUGCAUUGAUUUCAUUUUAAUGCCUUUUAUGUCCUUUUCUUUUGUUCAUUAAUGUAGAGAAUAUAAAAUGGGCCUAACUCCACUUUUGGCUGCUGCUAAAGAAGGCCAUGAAAGUAUAUUUGAAGUGCUUCUUAGAUCUAAUGUGAAACUGGUGAGAGCUAGGACAAAAACUGGCGAGGAUGCACGGUCUUUAGCUCUUCGUCAUGGAAACAUGGCAGUUGUUAACAGAAUCGAUUUACAGCAACACCAGCAGCGAAAUCAUUUGCUUCGAAGUGAACCUGGUCUUUCACCAGAUGACACUGAUCUUUAUGGUAACGGUCUUGAUGAGGAAGGUGGUUAUUGGCACCAAGCAAAGAAUAACAUUCCAAUGAGUGGGAUCCGCGAUGGCCCAAAGGCUUUUGAAGAGAUAAUAAACAACCAUCGUAUUGGACCGAUGAACAUUCCUCCCUUGCCAGGAAGACAGCAGCCUCAUGCACAUGUUACAGGAAGUCCAUGCAAUCUCUCUGUCUCAAAGUCACCUGAAGGCCCUGUGGGAAGUUUAGAGGAGCCUUUCUUGAGUAAGUUUGGUGAAACAGUUCGAAGUGCUAGUUUGCAUGAGCAAUUACCAAAAAUGAACAGUCAAGGUGAUAAAAAUGUACAGAAUCAUGGCAAUACCGUACCAACUAUUAGUAGAUUUCUUGAAGACCUAAAAUUAACACAGUACCUCCCAACAUUUGAAAAACAGGAUGUGGAUUUUAAUACAUUGCUCAAUUUUACGGAAAAUGAUCUAAAGGAAGUUGGGAUUACUUUGUUUGGCCCCAGAAGGAAAAUAUCAACAGCACUUUCUCGUUGGAAAGAAAACAGCCACACUUCUACUUAUAACAAAGAGACCAAGAAAACAAAAUCACAGCUUUAUCAAGCAGAAGGGCAGCUUCAUGAGACAAAACCUCAAGUUCAGCAGCUUCAAGCUCAGCUGACUCAAGAGAAUGAGCUGCGUCUUUUUGUUGAAGGAUGUCUUUUAGAGGAGAAGGCAAAACGACAGGAGAUCUUCAACAGAGUUCACAAGCAACAAGAAGAUUGGAAACAUGUGAAAGGUGAAUUAGAAACAUUGCAGGCUCUAAGUCAAGACUUGACAAAAUACUUGAACUUACAAGAAGGCCAGGUUAAAGAAGUGCAUGAUAAACUACAGACCUGCAUCAUAAAUUUGGGAAUUUUUGUGCACCAAGGGACCACUGAAACUAACAGUAUAUUAAUCGAGAAUGAGAGCACGCAAUGUGACAAUUCCUUUGAAUCUUCGGGGAGUUCAAGUUCCUAACCCAGCUCUCAGGUGGUCCAUGUCCCUUCAAAGUUACUCUGAGGACAAGGAGGAUCAUUGUAAAACUAUCUUAUUACAAUCAGACUAUGAAAGGCUAAGCCCGAAACCCUGAAAGCCUGAAAGCCUGAAAGAUCAAAGUUGCCCUUGAUUUAUCUGAGAACACAAAAUCAUUCCCUCUGUGAAAACAAACAUGGGAUGUUGAUUGCUAACACUUAAGAGUUUUUUCGUGAAAGGAACAUAAAUAUUUUAUUGAAUGAGGCUUUCUUAUGAUGUGAAGAAUUGUGCUGAUCUCGAAGACUGUCAUUUACCGAAGCAAAGGCCAUUCAAAAUAUUUCCCAACAAGCUUACCUGCUCAUGGACUUUCUUUUAAAUUUUGGCCUUUUUCUUGGCACGGUUUCAGGAUACAAACAGAUGAUUUUUCGUGCAGAUACUCGUCAAAAAUUAGAUAUUAUCCAUUGAGCAAUGUUUUAAGAAUUCAGCUAUUUUGUCUUCAUAUAGCCAUGAACACCAUUUUUCUAGUUCACUCAUGAAUAAACAGCUGUAGCUAGGCAGCCAUGUCUGAAAAUGAGGUUAAUUGAUAGCCUAUUGCACAUGCAGCCUUAAUUGUUCCAAUCAAAUGUACCUAUGAGCAACCUCAUUUCCAAUCAAAUGUACCAUCAAAUCAAUGGUAUACUGCUUGCAACUUCCAAAUUUGGUCAGUGCUAGUUGGCACUAGCCAGGUUGGAAUUAGCUAGGGAGUUAGAGCCAGUCAGUAUUAUUUCAAAAUAAUAUUUUUCAUCUUUGCCACAUAAGACGUAUACCCGGUAAUAAUUAUACAGUUAUUGCAGAAUCUUAGUAUCUAAGCUUUGUAUGUUUCUUGUUUAUGGACAAACCAUGGACUCGCACAAAAAAACCUGUGGCUCCUCCCUUAAGCAGUCAAUCAAAUGAGACCUCAUUUACGUUAUCAUAACACAUCACUUAAGGAGCCUUUUCACAUGAGGUCACGUCUGCCAUAUUGGUGUCCUAAAACAAAGAAAUGGCGGCCAUGUUGGUGUCCCAAACCAUCCCUGUCUCCUGUUGUUCCAAUUGCAUAGCUGCUGAUCCCUCACGUGAGUGAAAACGCUCUAUAACUUAAGUUUACUGCAAAAGUGUUCUAAAAUGGGUUAUUCCAGAAAAAAAUCCCCCCAAUGGAAGGCUUUUUUUUUCAUCCCCCCCCCACCGCUUCCACCCAGAGUUACAAAACUGCUUUAGCCUCCUGUGAGAUUUCCCAGCUUGCCUUGCAUUGUUAGGGUGUGGAUUUUUUCUGGAAUAACCCAAUAGGACUUAGCUAACUGCAACCUGAUGUAUGCAGAAUGUUUGUGCAAGAUGUGAUAUGUAGAAUUUGUCUUUUUUUUUUUAAUUCUAUUAUCACUAGUUACUUUAUAUAUAAUUGUGACAUCAUGAUUAAGGAACUCUAGAAAUAAAUUCCUAGGGCCAGGGUUGUCACUAAGAUUUCAAGUCUCCGGGUAAAUACAACAAGUAGGCGGGGAAUCAAACAGCUAGGAAUUUCUUUUGGUUCUAUUUUUCUUUUAUUUUCCUUUGAAAGUAGCCGGGGAAAACGUUCAUAGUAACCGGGGAAAAUCCCCGGCCCCCGCCUCUUAAUGACAGCCCUGCUGGGGGGGAGCAUUACUCAACACAGUUUUAGACGGGGAGGCUCUGUCCUAAGGUACCACUAUCAAGCACAUACUUUAAAACACUGCAUCCCUUUUAUAAUAAUAAUGGUUUAUUAACAGUGUAUCCACCUAGUGGCUCUUCAAAUGUUAAAAACUACAAUAUAAAAAUGAAAAACUACAAUAUACUACAAAAAAAAAAUUGAAAUCUACAAUAUAAAAAGCAAUAAUAUCAGGCUAUAAUUAUAAAGAUACAAAUUUGUAUAAAACUGCUGUAAGUUCACCAUCUUUUGAAUUUGAAUAAAUCAAUACCAAGGGAGUUAUUUCUCUUUCGCGGCCA